CCAAAAACUCAUUUCUCUUGUUCUCAUUCUUACUUUAUAUUCAUCAUCUAUAGUUUCCUUAUUGCAUUGAAUUCUUGGUUGCUCUUGUUAAUUUGAGGCUUUGAACUUGGCAUUUAGCAAUGGAACUUCAUUCUAAAUACCAAGUAGGCCUUGUCUGUGUGAUGUUGCUCUUACCUGCACUAUGUACCUCCCAAGACUUUACGUCCUCCAGAGCUACCUAUUAUGGCAGCCCCGAUUGCUAUGGAACCCCAAGAGGAGCUUGUGGAUACGGCGAAUACGGAAGAACAGUGAACGAUGGGAGCGUUGCAGGCGUGUCUGGGCUUUGGAGGAACGGCUCUGGAUGUGGUGGUUGCUACCAAGUAAGGUGUAAGAACCCACAAUUAUGCGACGACUACGGGACAUACGUGGUGGUGACAGACUACGGGGAAGGGGACAGAACAGACUUCGUAAUGAAUCCACGUGCGUACGCUAGAAUGGGACGCAAUCCAGACGCAUCAGAGGAGCUCUUCAAAUACGGCGUCGUGGAGGUGGAAUACAGAAGGAUCCCCUGUAGGUAUGGCGGCUACAACAUCGUGCUCAAGGUGCACGAGCACAGCAAAUACCCCAACUACUUCGCUGUUCUCAUCCUCUACGUCGCCGGCCAAAACGACAUCACCGCGGUUCAGGUGUGGCAGGAGGACUGCAAAGAAUGGAGGCCCAUGAGGAGAGCGUACGGAGCGGUAUUUGAUGCGGAGAACCCGCCACGUGGAGACCUGAUGUUGAGGUUCCAGGUGAGAGGGCGUGCGGGUCUGUACUGGGUUCAGGCCAGAAAUGCUAUUCCUAGUAAUUGGGAGGCCGGAGCCGCUUAUGACUCUCAAGUUCAGCUAGAUUAGAUCCUGACGCACAACCAACAAGGAUCUAUCUAUAUAUAGUGUUUGAUUAUUAGUGUUGAAGUUGGGGUUUAUUAACUAGCGUAUGCCAAGUUAUUGUUUGUGUGUUUGUGGCUGCCGGAAUAUGAUUACUGGGGUUAUAGUUCCUGUGUAGUACUUUCGCAUUUGAGUUGGAGUUACUGUCAUUAUAUAUAUGAAUAAAGAAACCUCUUUGUUCUCGUA
Molecule: messenger RNA, 1091 nt
Organism: Neltuma alba
Lineage: Eukaryota; Viridiplantae; Streptophyta; Magnoliopsida; Fabales; Fabaceae
Product: expansin-like B1
Biological process (GO): sexual reproduction
Cellular component (GO): extracellular region
Source: RefSeq, a predicted model, not a curated record